Messenger RNA from Aspergillus chevalieri, 255 nucleotides. RefSeq lists its product as uncharacterized. Lineage: Eukaryota; Fungi; Ascomycota; Eurotiomycetes; Eurotiales; Aspergillaceae. The record is from RefSeq and is a predicted model, not a curated record. The transcript is spliced from 2 exons. Bases 1 to 255 code for a protein of 84 amino acids.
AUGUCUAAAAAUUCAGGAAGCCGGAAACCUGUGAGCAGCAAGAACGGUUGCAUCUCUGGUCAAAUGUGCAAUCAGUCCUGUCUCAGCUUCGCCUACUGCAGAGAAGCGCAACAAUACCGUUGUGCCACCUUUGCGUUGAUGGAAAAAAUCCGUUGUAGCGAUGAGGUGGGAAUCCAGGAGCUUUUGCAGUCGAUUCGGAAGCCGAAGACCCUGUCUGAAGCCAUGGAAGAGACCAUGGCAUUGAAAUAUUUUUGA